Molecule: messenger RNA, 1389 nt
Organism: Dromaius novaehollandiae (emu)
Lineage: Eukaryota; Metazoa; Chordata; Aves; Casuariiformes; Dromaiidae
Gene: EBI3
Product: Epstein-Barr virus induced 3
Exons: 7
Coding region: 105-1022 (305 amino acids)
Cellular component (GO): membrane
Molecular function (GO): protein binding; cytokine receptor activity
Source: RefSeq, a predicted model, not a curated record
CCGAGCCUCGGCAGUGACGAAGCCUCCGGCUCCCGGCCCGGACGCCUGGCUGUGCUACGGUCUCCAGCUCCUGGCGCUGGGCAGCUCUGCUGCGUCACCCCGACAUGAAGUGGCUUUGGGUGGUGGCUUUCGUGGCACCUGCCUGCACUGCUCCCCGCAAUGGCACAGCGGGGGGUGCCAGGGAUGGAGGCAGCUGCGCCCUGCAGCACGGCGUGCUGGGCACUGAGGUGCUGCUGCGGUGCCCGGCGGUGGCGGGGGCCCCGGCUGUGUGGCGCUGGGGGGACACCCCCCUGGGGAUGCACCCCGCGCCUGGGCUGGCCCUGCCCAACGCCAGCCUGGCCCACGAGGGUCGCUACAGCUGCCACCACCCUGCCACCGGCGAGACCUGGGCCACCGUCUGCCUGCGCCUGGGCUAUCCCCCUGCACCGCCCGCUGUCGAGUGCUGGGCCAUCAGCUACCCGCAGGCGGUGAACUGCUCCUGGGCCGCUGAGCCUGAGCCGCUGCUGGAGACGGACUACAUCACCACAUACAGGCAUGGCGUGUGGGGGGCCAGAGGGAGCGGCGAGUGCGUCCGCACGGGGCCUCACAGCUGCUCCUUCGGCGACAUCCAGAUGUUCUCCCUCAUCCCCUACGUGCUGAACGUGACGGCCGUGAACCCCCUGGGUGCCGCCUCGCGCCUCCUCCCCUUCCUCGUGGAGGACAUCAUAAAGCCGGACCCCCCCGAGGACCUGCGGGUUUUGCCUAUCCCCGGGGAGACCAAGAAGCUGCUGCUGGAGUGGAGCCCACCAGGGUCCUGGCCCUUCCCUGAGUACUUCCCGCUCAAGUACUGCAUCCGCUACGCACGGGAUGAGGGCUCCAGCCCCCAAACGAUCGGGCCCUACGAGCAGACCUCCUUCACCCUGACGGGGUUGCGCCCAGGCACCCUGCACCACGUCCAGGUGGCCGCGAAGGACUUCACGGACUACGGGGAGUUCAGUGCCUGGAGCCGGCCAGCCUCAGGGAUGCCCUGGACACAGCCGUGAUGGCGGCGCAGCGGGACCCCACACACCCCAGCACCUCGGUCCCCAUGUCACGAGCAGUGCUGAGCCACCAGCACCAGGAGUGACCUGCCACCGGUGUCCCCCUCCCCGCAUCGCCAGGCCUGGCCCUGCUGAACCCCUCGAGCUGAGCUGUGUCUGCACUUCACACAGAAUGGUUGAGGCUGGAAGGCACCUCUGGAGAUAACUAGUCCAAACCCCACCCUGCUCAAGCAGGGUCACCUAGAGCACGUUGCACAGGAUCGCGUCCAGGCAGAUUUUGAACACCUCCAGAGAAGAAGACUCCACAACCUCUCUGGGCAACCUGUUCCAGUGCUCUGUCACCCUCACAGUAAAGAAUUUUUUCCUCAUA